Messenger RNA from Cucurbita pepo subsp. pepo (vegetable marrow), 1922 nucleotides. Lineage: Eukaryota; Viridiplantae; Streptophyta; Magnoliopsida; Cucurbitales; Cucurbitaceae. The record is from RefSeq and is a predicted model, not a curated record.
AAGCCACCAAAUCCCCAAAUUCAAAUAAAUUCUAUGAUCCGGGGAAUUUGCGGCGGAUCGACUAGAGAGUCUAACAAUAAUCCGAUGGCCAUAACAUUAAAUUCGUUCAUACCAUCACCAAACCAUCCAUUUUUAAGCAAAUUCCACUCUCCAUCAGUUGUUUCCGGUAAACUUUGACCGAUUCUCAGAACAAUUGCAGGCGCAUUCGACUGUGAAAGAAAACUCAAGAACAUCAUGAAGAUUCAGAAGGCCGUCAGAUUAUGAAGCCUUUUCCGAUUCGAUUUCUUUAUUUUCUGUAUAUUUUAAUGGAGAAUGCCUCGAUUCAUGAGAUUUUGGUGUUUCUUCCAUAGAGAUUUUGGUGUUUUUUUGAUCUGGCUGUCUCUGUUCUGUUAUCUCGACGAUCGAACAAUGUCGAGCGUGGAUUGGCGGUGGUUGUUUACUCUCUUUCGAUUUUGAAGAACAGGGAAGAAGUUGAAGACGGUGGUUGAGCAGUAGAUUUUAUGUCGGCUUUGUUCAUAUUGGCAGUCAUUAGGGCUCUGCUGCAGCUCUGGUUUUCUUCUUCUGUUUCCUUCUCACUCUGCUGGUUCUGGCAGAGGUUGAUUCUUGUGCAACAAUCGUUUUCAAUGCUUUUCAGAUUCAAAAGGCAAGACUAAUUUCCAGUUUCGUUCACUCGUUUCUUCGAUUUCUAAUGUUCUUGAUGAUUCUGGUUGAUGUUCUUUUUGUUUUGCAGGACUUGUUCUGGAGUAAAAUUAUCGUGGACUUCUCGUAUAAAGCAAUUUCUUCUUCGUUUCUCCUCCUUACACUUCCGCUGUUUUGAUUCUCAGAAAUCUUCCAUCGUUUCCGUUUGAUUAUUCAUAAAUUAUUCUGUUCUUGUUCUUCGUGUUCUUCUUAAUCUGUCGUACUACUCUCUGAUGCCGCAUCCUAAUCAGAGAACUGUUAGCGACAGAAAGUUCAAACAGUCGACGAAUUUCUCUGGAGAUCCGAAAAUGAGGAGAAAAGUUCGUAUAAUCUGUUAUGAUCCUGAUGCAACGGACGCGUCUUCAAGCGAAGAUGAAGGAGAAGUAUACGGAAGAUUAAGAAGAAGAUUGAACAAAAAAAACCGAAUCAUACACGAAAUCGACCUGCCUACGCCGAUGAACGCUCCCGAAUCUAAGAGUUCUAAGAACAGCAACAAUGGAAACAACAACCCUAAGUCUCGAAGAUUAUCGUCUUCGAAAUACAAAGGUGUGAGACAGAGACCUUGGGGGAAAUGGGCGGCGGAGAUUCGAGAUCCGUUCAAAAGAAGCCGUGUUUGGCUAGGAACUUACGACACUGCUGAAGAAGCUUAUCAAGCCUAUGAAUCGAAGCGGUUGCAGUUUGAAGCUACGGCAGCGGAAAUGGCUACUGGCAACGGCACUGUGUCAGAGCAGACUGAUUCUUCGGUGAGCACGACGGAGACCACCAUGUCACACACAUCUCCGCCGUCUGUUCUCGAAUGGAACGAUUCAACUUCUCAAAGCCGAGAGGGAGAUUCAAUCAAAGAAAAAACAGACACAAAUAUGAACUAUCUUCAAGAAGCGGAUCUGGGGAAUGAAUUUGGUUGGAGUCUGGCUGAUGGAAUCGGGAUGUUCUUGGACGAUUUUGCAAGUCUAGACAACACCCAAUUUUUUGCGUUUGCCGAUGCUGAUGAUGAACCUUGCUUCCUUCCAAAUUUCGAUUGUGAUCAUAUAUGGAAUGCUGAGAUUUCUAGUUGGCUUGAUGAACCGAUCAACAUAACUUGUUCAUAAUUUUUUGCAGCUUAGGAUUUUUCUCCAUUUUUUUGAAGUUUUGAUUCAUUGAGAAUGCAGUUUCUAGAGAGAAAAUGAGAUAGGGUUUAGGGUUUAGGGUUUAGGGUUUUUUUUUGUGAAUCUAUUUCGAUUUAUAAACGAUUAUUAUUCUUGGAU